Messenger RNA from Rhopilema esculentum, 4175 nucleotides. Its product is annotated as peripheral plasma membrane protein CASK. Gene Ontology annotation, molecular function: ATP binding; protein binding; protein kinase activity. The record is from RefSeq and is a predicted model, not a curated record. Lineage: Eukaryota; Metazoa; Cnidaria; Scyphozoa; Rhizostomeae; Rhizostomatidae. Gene Ontology annotation, biological process: protein phosphorylation.
GAAAUAUAAUCCACGGAUAUAUUUGAUAUAAUUCAUGGAGUGAUUUGUUGAGUAUGAUAAGAGAGCAGUGGGGAUGGAUGGAGCCAGAUGGACAGUCCUGCAGAAUUUAGCGCUUGUUUCUCCAAACGUAAUAACAUGGAAAGGAUGAUCACUUUUGAAAGAACGGAAACAGUUGUCGGCUGAUUUACAAGGACAUUCUUAUCUUUCGUUGGGAAAGAGAGGCGUGAUAACCUCACGUUUAGGCCGUAGUGCUGCUAGUAGAUAACUUUAUAUUCGAUGGUUUAAAGAUGGAAGAGGAAUUUCCGGAUUUCUUCGACCUUGAAGGAGAAAUAGGAAGAGGUGCAUUUUGCAGUGUGCAUGGUUGCACCGAUCGGAGGAAUAAUGACUGUGUUACAGUUAAAAUUAUCGAUAUUCCAAAAAUGACAAUUACCACUGGAUUAACGAUAAAAGAUAUUGAGAGGGAAGUUUCGAUUUGCAGCAAAUUAAGGCACCCACAUAUAGUUCAGAUUUUAUCUGCACAUAAAGUUGAUGAUGCUGUUUACAUGGUAACUGAACAGAUGGAUGGUGUUGAUCUCUGCGAAGAAAUAGUAAAUAGGGUUAACAAUGGAUUUGUAUAUAGUGAAGCAGUUGCAAGCCAUUAUGUAAGACAAGUUUUUGAAGCACUGGCAUACAUUCAUGAAAGAAAUAUCAUUCACAGAGACAUGAAGCCCCAUAACAUAAUCUUAGCGAGCAGGGAUGACACAGCACCAAUAAAAAUAACAGACUUUAGUGUAGCAAUUGAAUUGCCUCCAGAGAAUUUUAUCAGAAGUGGGAGAAUUGGAACACCACAUUUUAUGGCACCAGAAGUUGUUAAAAGAGAACCUUAUGACUGUGCUGUAGAUAUCUGGGGAUGUGGAGUGGUCCUCUACAUACUCUUGAGUGGUGCUUUUCCAUUUCAUGGCACCGGAGACAUAUUAUUUGAUGCAAUUGUCCAGGGAAGCUUCUCUUUGAAAUCAAGGCAGUGGCAAAGCAUAUCAGAAAGAGCAUGUGACCUUGUAUUUUGUAUGUUAGCAGUCAAUCCAAAGGACAGAAUUACCGCUGAUGGAGUAUUGUCGCACCCUUGGCUACUUGACAGAGAUCGAUCUGCCGAAAGGACGCAUUUGCAGGAUACCGUGGAGGAGCUUAGAAAAUUCAACGCCAGAAAGAAGUUGAAGGGUGAAGUUAUGGCGUCUUUAGCUAGAAGGCAAUUUGAAGGAGAUUCGGAUGGCUUCGUGCAUAGCCCAAUUGAGGGCACAAACGAUUUUGAAAAUGACACAUUAGAGCCAGAUCUUUCUGAUUCAGCUAUAAUUGCCCAACUGAUCGAUUCACUAGACGAAAUUCAACUUCUUGCGGGUGGAAGAAAAGAUGACAUUUUGUUUUUGCAGUGGCUUUUUGAAAUACCUUCGCUGUAUUCACUUCUUGAGAUUCACUCGAAAGUGUCCCACGUGACACAUCAGAGGCUAGCCCAUUCAUUAGAACCAAACGCAGUUGAUUUAUCUAGUCAAGUAGUAUCUGCGAUCGAAAUGCUGGAAAAUCCGGACGAAACCGCUUUGGAGCUGAAAGAAUUAUUAAAUGACACACAUAUAAUGGCCUUAAUGACAUCAUAUGAUCAGACGCUACAGGAGGUGCAGUCUGGGGGUAUCGUGUCAUCCUUGUCGAAUAACGUCAUCGAACAAACAGACAGCAUUGCAGAAAAUCUCACCCGAGUACGACUAGUUCAGUUCACUAAAAGUGGAUCAGAGCCGCUGGGAGUGACUUUGAAGAUUAACGAUGACAAUAAAUGCGUUGUGGCUAGAAUAAUCCACGGUGGAAUGAUACAUCGACAGGGAACUUUGCAUGUUGGAGAUGAAAUCAAAGAAAUUAAUGGUAUAAGUGUUGCCAGGCAGUCCGUCGAAAAUUUACAGGCUAUUUUGAGGGAGGCCACUGGUGACGUCACAUUUAAGAUUGUUCCAAAUCUGCGUAAUAGUGAAGUGGAAGAGAAGAAGAAAUUUGUCCGAGCUUUGUUUGACUAUGACCCUCGCGCUGAUGACUUCAUUCCCUGCCAACAAGCAGGCAUCGCUUUCAAACGUGGUGAAAUAUUACAGAUUGUCAGUCAGACGGAUACCCACUGGUGGCAGGCGAUUCGUGCCGGCGAUACCCAGAAAGCAGGUCUGGUUCCGUCUCCAGAACUACAAGAACUGAAGAUCGCGAGCCAUGCUGUUGGAAAAUCAAAGAAGGAUGGAGCAGUAAAAUGCUUUUGGAAAGGAAUAAGGAAGAAGAAGAAGAUUGGAAAGUACAUCGCAAGACAUAAUUCUUUUUUCGACCAACUUGAUUUGCUCACCUACGAAGAAGUGACUUUUGUUAAUGCAUUCAGAAGGAAAACAAUCGUGCUAAUUGGUGCACAUGGUGUUGGCCGAAGACAUAUAAAAAAUUCAUUAAUUGCUCGAUUCUCAGAGAGAUAUGCAUAUCCAAUUCCUCAUACCUCCCGUGAGCCACGACCCAACGAGGAGCAUGGAAAACAAUACUACUUUGUAUCGGAAGAAUCAAUGCUAAUGGACACUGCAUCACACCAAUUUUUAGAGUAUGGCACACACGAAAAUGCCAUGUAUGGAACUAAAUUAGACACAAUUAGAGACGUUAUCAACAAUGGGUACAUUGCGGUUCUAGACGUUGAGCCUCCGGCAUUAAAACUAUUACGAUGUGCUGAAUUCGCUCCAUAUGUCGUAUUUAUUGCUGCCCCGACGAAUCUUCCACAGAGAGGAGAUAAGUUUUUUGACGAAAGCCUGAACAGGCUAGUGCAAGAGUCAGAGUCACUGAAAGAACAGUUUGGACAUUUAUUUAACCUAGUAAUUAUAAACCAUAAUAUUGAGGACACGAUAGAAGAGCUUGCUUGUGAGCUGGAAGAUAUCGAGAAGCCUCAGUGGGUGCCUGCAAGUUGGUUGUAUUAGGCGAAUUUUUUUAUGUAGGAAGUGAAAGAAACAUAGUAAGGGAACUUACUUUUUACGUUUCAGUAAGGGGGGUUUUAAGUGAAAAUGCUGUUUAUUAUGUCGAAAUGCAAGUGAUAUGUAUGUAAAUAAACGAACGUAAUAUCCCUCCGUUUUUGACAAAUGCUAGGUUGGUAGCAAUGUCUGCCAAAAUAAUUGUUAUUAGACAAAAAGAACUCCAAUAGCUUGGUUUUUUUACAUUUUUUUCCAGAUUUCGAUAUCACAUAAAAGAUUUAGUAAGUCUGGUUUCUGUUUGGUGGAGAUUAAAAAACCCAAUCGAGUUAAAUCAUCGGUCACUUUCAAGUGAUUUAGAAUUUUUGAUUGGAAAACAUGAAUUUAGUCAACAAAGAGGUUUUCAUGCUACAAGUGCAUGUCAUGCUGAUUUCAUUAAGAUACUUUUAAAGAUUAUAAGAUGUUUGACUUUGGAGUUCAUUCAACGGUAUCUUCGCACCUGCAGUCACUAUUCAUCAUCUGCAAGAUUUGGCCUUGUUGCCUUCUUGUCAUAAGAAUCUCCAACAACAACCGUUUGGAAAGUAUGUUUACUGGGCUUAACCUAUUAAUAGAAGUUGAAAAUGACAAAUUCAAACUGGUUAGCUAGAUGUUGUUUUGUUUAAUACAUGAUGAGGGGUUCCUGUUAAGUUUGGGUGCUCCAAAGCUAUCGACUGGCCAAUAAUCCACCGAGAUCUAGUGAAACGCCACCAAAGUUGUGUCCUUGGCAUUUAUCCAUCAUGGUGGCAAACCGCAGGAAUCGUUGCUAUUUUUUCCAAGUUUUGACUCCAAUGAACGUAAUGGCGCUUUUUUCCAGCUUUUGUUAGUGUGUGUGGGAAGUUAAAUGAUUGGGCAACUCCCAUUAACAGUUUACAAACUCGCUUUUCCUAUCUUGUCAAACCCUGCAUUUUCCAAAGGCCUGUUUUCUACAGGAGUGUAGCAUACUCCACGUAACACCCCAUCCCCAUUUAGCAAUCACCCUGCUUGACAGUUUGUUUAUAUGCUAUGUCAAUUUAAGGUGGAGUGAUUUUUCCAUCGUGAAACAAAAACGCAGUCAAAUGUAAGACGUAUAUUGUCAAAUGUAAACGUAUAUUUCAAAUUUUUGUAAAUUUUGAUAAUUUAUGAUCAGUUCAUUAAUUUUUUAAACUGGAAGCAUGUAACUUAAAUCGUUUGCUGAAGUCAAUAUUUCAAUAAUUUAUUUCUAUA